This is a messenger RNA of Ilex paraguariensis (yerba mate), 516 nucleotides long. NCBI's taxonomy places the organism in Eukaryota, Viridiplantae, Streptophyta, Magnoliopsida, Aquifoliales, Aquifoliaceae. The record is from the annotation of a GenBank genome assembly.
AUGGCAAAAUGGUACGUAGUGUUUGUGCUUGCACUAGUAGUAGUGCAUGCCACUGCUAGAAAUAUUCCCACUGUCACAACACAUAGUGACACCAAUGGACCCCGUGAGAACACUGAGAAUGUACCCAAAGCCACCGCAACCGGCGGCGCUGGAGUGGAUGAUGAGAAGAACUUCAUUACUUACGGUGGCAUUGGUGGCUUUGCUGGCGUUGGUGGCUACGCCGGGGUGCUCCCCACUCUUGGAGGCAUUGGUGGACUUGGUGGUGCAGGUGGACUCGGUGGUGGUAGUGGGAUUGGAGGACUAGGCGGGCUUGGUGGUGCAGGUGGACUUGGUGGCGCAGGUGGUCUGGGUGGUGGCGCUGGUGGUCUAGGUGGUGGAGUUGGUGGUGCUGGUGGUGGAGCUGCAGGCGGAGCUGAAGACGAAGAGAAGUCAUCUCUAUCGACAUCGCCCCUCUCAGUUCUCUCUGUUUCUCGAUGCCAAAGACAAAGCCGAAGUCAUCUCCAUCACCCUUCUUAG